AUGAAAACCGCCGUGAUCAUUGCCUCCGCUGCGGGCCUGGCGGCAGCUCAGUUCAGCUACAAUGAAACAACUGGGAAAUACACGUGCGCUCAACCGAACCAAGCGUACUGCGUUGCAGGAUCGAUGGAAUCCAACAUCAUCUUGAGGUGUGAUAAUAAAGCCAUCGGGCAGCCUGGUAAUUGUAACGAUAACCUUGACGGGGAGCCUCCAAUGGGCAAUACCUACUCUCCCUGCUGGCAGACCUCUAAUACCACGGGCGACGCUGCUUGCAGCAAGAAUUGUGUCGUGUAUGGCGGCUCUGGCAAUUUCAAUGGCACGUUCACCUUGCCAGCCGACAGCUGCACGCCUACUUACACGGCGACCUCGUCCGCCGCCACAACGACGGCGACAACAUUGACACAGAGCGUGACGGUCUCAACAUCUUCAGUUCCAGCGAGCGGAACCGGGUCCACUGCCGUUGGAACGGGAACUACGAUCUUGUGCACCGAGACUGAGAGUGAGAGCAGCACGGCCUCAACAGGAGCCGUGACCGGAUCUCCGCCGUCCACAACCGUCACUUCCGCUGCCUCUGCCUCUGCCACGACUAUCAUACCGCCGCCUGCGUCUCCCCCAUCUUCGAAUAAUCCCAGCGGUGCGGGCUCACCUCCGCCAGGCGGCAGCACAGCGUUCAAACCAAGCAACACCGGACCUGGUCCCGUGGUCACUUCCACUUCCACUUCUACUUCUUCACUGACUGCGGUCUCGACUACUUCUUUUCCUACUGCAGGUGCAGCGUCCAACCACGUCGGUGUUGGGCUUGGUGUUGUGGGGUUGAUCGUCGGUGCUAUGCUGUAA
Messenger RNA from Diaporthe citri, 834 nucleotides. RefSeq lists its product as uncharacterized. The transcript is spliced from 2 exons. Bases 1 to 834 code for a protein of 277 amino acids. The record is from RefSeq and is a predicted model, not a curated record. NCBI's taxonomy places the organism in Eukaryota, Fungi, Ascomycota, Sordariomycetes, Diaporthales, Diaporthaceae.